AUGGACCAGGGAAGCCAUCACAUAGAUAUUCAGCUUUUGCACGACCUGCGACAACGGUUUCCCCAAGUCCCGGAGGGUGUGGUCUCUCAGUGCCUUUUGCAGAAUAACAAUAACUUGGAUGCAUGUUAUGCUCACCUGUCCCAACUGAGUCCAGGAAGACAGGACAGCGUUUCGGAAGAUUCCUCUUUCACGCUAUUCCAAAAUCACAUGACCCAGCUGAAUCUGGGUGUGCAGUGUCAGAAUGUAUCUGAUGGCUUGAGGAUGAACGGUAGCCAGACAUUGGCCCACAGCCUGAGUGACGGGCCCUUCCAGGCUGCACUGGCCCCUAACAGCCAGUCUUUUGACCAGAAUUCUCAGUCUGCUUUGCCACAGACCCCUUCCAGCCUAACAGUGUUCGGUGUAAUGGAACCACCCCGAAAGCCGCAGCCGCCCCAGCACUUGGGACUUUACCCUAUGGGGGUCAAAGGAACUCCUCGCUUCAAUCCCAUCACAGUAACUUUGGCACCAAACAUUCAGAGCGGCCGCAAUACGCCCACAUCUUUGCACAUUCACGGGGGGUCACAGGCUGGGCUCGGGAGUCCCCAAGGCAACUCCAUCUACAUCCGGCCGUACGUGAGUCAGUCGGCGAGUAUUCGGGCCGUUCCUCCAAGUGCACGGGGCCAGUACAGCCCCACCUCCCAGCCGCCCCAGCAGAUGCCUUCCUUAUCCAGGGCUGUUACUCAGAGCUCACAGGGCCAUCAGACCUCACAUGUCUACAUGCCCAUCAGCUCGCCCACCACCCCUCAGGCUCCCUUCAUGGGGCCUUUCGGGAGCCAGGGCUCGUCCUCAGGUGUGUCGUCGUGCUCGUCCACCUCCUCUGUGCCUGUCAGUCAGUAUAAUAUUCAGAACAUCUCUACAGGACCUCGCAAAAAUCAGAUUGAAAUUAAGCUAGAAUCUCCCCAGAGGACCAGCUCUUCCAGCACGGCUGUGCUCAGGACGCCUUGCCCCAACUCCACUUCUGCGCCUUCUGCUCCUUUGAGCAUGGGGGGCCGAGGCCAGCCCACCCUCUGUAUCUCCGCCAGUCCCCCCACUGCUAUUGGGGUCCCUGCCACCAUUGGGGCUGCCCUGACCCAUGGCAACUCGCGCUCCCAAUCUCGUUUUUGUAUCUCGGCUAAUGCUGCAGCAGAUAGUGGUCUGGGAGGUGCCCCCACUGUUUGCAUUUCUGCUGGGCCUCCAGGGGUUCCAGGCUCCAGGAGUAUGGGGGGUCAGGUGAGCAUGGGCCCGUCAUAUAUUCAUCAUCAUCCACCCAAGUGCCGCAGCUCUGUGGGAGGAAACACUACAUCGUCUCCUCGUGUGGUGGUCACUCAGCCCAACACCAAGUACACUUUUAAGAUUACAGUAUCCCCUAAUAAACCCCCGGCCGUUUCUCCUGGAGUCAAGUCUCCCACCUUUGAACCCAACAACCUCUUCAGCCUCCCAGCGGACCACCAGUUUGCUGAGCCGGAUCCUCUUCACCUGUCGGACCCUCUGUCCUUGACACACGAGAGGCAGAACGAGCCUCGAAGGCUCAGCAUGGGCUCUGAUGAUGCUGCGUAUACUCAAGCGUUGUUGGUGCACCAGAAAGCUAGAAUGGACCGACUGUGGCACGAGCUGGAGUUGAAGAAGAAAAAACUGGAGAAACUAAAGGAGGAAGUGAAUGAGAUGGAGAACGACCUCAGCAGACGGAGACUGGAGCGCUCCAGCUCCUCCCAGGUCCCUUCGAUCGAGGAAAUGAAGCAGUUGAGAUGUAAAAACAGGCUCCUGCAGAUUGACAUCGACUGUCUCACCAAAGAAAUCGAUUUGCUUCAAACAAAAGGGUCUAACCUCAAUCCCAGUGCAAUUCAUAACUUUUAUGACAACCUUGGAUUUGUGGGACCUGUUCCACCCAGACCUAAAGGUACUUUUUCUGAGGGCGGUAUGAGCCUGAAAGCCUCCACUGAAGAGGACGAGGCCCAGUGGAGCUGUACGGCCUGCACCUUCCUCAAUCAUCCAGCCCUGGACCGCUGCGAACAAUGCGAAUUCCCACGACACUUCUGA
This is a messenger RNA of Knipowitschia caucasica, 2055 nucleotides long. Lineage: Eukaryota; Metazoa; Chordata; Actinopteri; Gobiiformes; Gobiidae. The record is from the annotation of a GenBank genome assembly.